This is a messenger RNA of Hemiscyllium ocellatum (epaulette shark), 8906 nucleotides long. RefSeq names its product filamin B, like (gene flnba). The record is from RefSeq and is a predicted model, not a curated record. The transcript has 48 exons. Lineage: Eukaryota; Metazoa; Chordata; Chondrichthyes; Orectolobiformes; Hemiscylliidae. Gene Ontology annotation, molecular function: actin filament binding. Gene Ontology annotation, biological process: actin cytoskeleton organization. Bases 186 to 8159 code for a protein of 2657 amino acids.
CUCUCCUUCCAGGCGGCUCAGAGCAGAAAGCCUCCGGUUUACCAGCGGACCUGUGCAGAAGGAAACAGAUAGUUUGUCAAAUUCAGCUGCUCUCAGCGUUGGGCAGGGAGGCUCCAGGGAAAGCGACGGCCAGUGACUGCCAACCCGGAAACCGAGAGCGACUUAAAUAGGAGGAGGCGGUGGCAAUGAGCACGCAUGUGCAGAGGAGGGAGCCGGAGCAGCUCGGGGACAAAGACGCCGAGAUGCCGGCCACCGAGAAAGACCUGGCCGAGGACGCGCCCUGGAAACGGAUCCAGCAGAACACCUUCACCCGCUGGUGCAACGAGCACCUGAAAUGUGUCAACAAGCGCAUCCACAACCUGCAGACCGACCUGGCGGAUGGGUUGCGGCUCAUCGCCCUGCUCGAGGUGCUCAGCCAGAAGAAAAUGUACCGCAAGUAUCACCAGAGACCCACCUUCAAACAAAUGCAGCUGGAGAACGUGUCUGUGGCGCUGGAGUUUCUCGACCGGGAGAACAUCAAGCUGGUGUCUAUUGACAGUAAAGCCAUUAUAGAUGGGAAUCUGAAGCUCAUUCUAGGGCUGAUAUGGACUUUGAUUCUUCACUACUCUAUUUCCAUGCCAGUUUGGGAUGAUGAAGGAGCUGAUGAUGCCAAGAACCAGACACCCAAACAGAGGCUAUUGGGAUGGAUUCAGAAUAAACUGCCUGAUUUGCCAAUCACCAACUUCAGUAAUGACUGGAAAGAUGGAAAGGCCUUGGGUGCUUUGGUUGAUAGCUGUGCUCCAGGUUUGUGCCCUGACUGGGAGAUCUGGGAUGCAGCCAAGCCAGUGGAUAAUGCACGUGAAGCUAUGCAACAAGCAGAUGACUGGCUUGGAGUUCCACAGGUGAUUACCCCAGAGGAAAUCAUAGAUCAGAAUGUUGAUGAGCGAUCAGUGAUGACCUAUUUGUCACAGUUUCCCAAAGCCAAACUUAAACCUGGAGCUCCAUUAAAGCCCAAAUUGAAUCCCAAGAAAGCAAGGGCUUAUGGUCCAGGCAUUGAACCUGCAGGUAAUGUUGUGAUGCGCCCAGCUACAUUCACUGUUGAAACAAUUAGUGCUGGGCAAGGUGAGGUGAUGGUCUUUGUGGAGGAUCCUGAAAACCAGAGAGAGGAGGCAAAGGUGACCAACAACAAUGAUAAAAAUAAGACCUACACUGUGGUUUAUGUACCAAAGGUUGCAGGACGUCAUAAGAUUACAGUUUUAUUUGCUGGACAGCAUAUAUCGAAGAGUCCUUUUGAAGUCAACAUUGACAAGGCCCAAGGUGAUGCCAGUAAAGUGACCGCACGAGGUCCUGGCUUGGAAUCUACAGGAAACAUUGCCAAUAAGCCAACCUACUUUGAUAUCUAUACUGCAGGUGCUGGAGUUGGUGACAUUUCAGUUGUGAUAAUGGACCCUCAGGGUAGUACCAACACUGAAUUAACAAUUGAAGAUAAGGGAAACAGCACUUACCGGUGCACCUACAGACCUGUGCAAGCAGGGCACCACACAAUUCAGAUUGCAUUCUCUCAAUCACCAAUACCCAAGAGCCCAUAUUCUGUCACUGUAGGUGAAGCUUGUAACCCCAAUGCUUGUCGUGCAACUGGGCGAGGCCUACAACCUAAAGGCCUGAGAAUUCGUGAAGUUGCUGAUUUUAAGGUUCAUACCAAAGGGGCUGGAAGUGGUGACCUGAAAGUGAUGGUGAAGGGACCAAAAGGUUUGGAGCAGCCUGUGAAGCAAAGAGACCUUCUGGAUGGAGGGGAUGCCUUUUCUUAUGAGUACUAUCCUGUUACACCAGGAAAACACAUCGUCACUAUCACAUGGGGGGGCCAUAACAUCCCAAGGAGUCCCUUUGAAAUUCAGGUUGGAUCUGAAGCAGGUCCUCAAAAAAUACGUGCCUGGGGACCUGGUCUUGAUGGAGGAGUUGUUGGAAAGUCAGCAGACUUUGUAGUAGAAACCAUUGGAACAGAUGUAGGGGUAUUAGGUUUUGCAGUAGAGGGUCCCUCUCAAGCAAAGAUUGAAUGUGAUGAUAAAAGUGAUGGAUCCUGUGAUGUACGUUACUGGCCAACAGAGCCUGGAGAAUAUGCGGUGCAUGUUUUGUGUGAUGAUGAGGACAUUGUGGAUAGUCCCUUCAUGGCCACCAUCCAACCUGCAUCCAGUUCCUUCUAUCCUGAUUUGGUAAAAGCCUAUGGUCCUGGCUUGGAGAAAACAGGCUGCGUUGUUCACAAACCAGCUGAUUUCACAGUGGAUGCUAAAGAUGCUGGAAAGGCUCCACUGAAAAUAUAUGCUCAAGAUGCAGAAGGAAUUCCUAUUAGUGUUCAAGUAAAGAAUAAAGGUGAUGGAAUGACUGCGUGCUCUUACACUCCUACCAAACCAAUCAAACACACUGUUGCAAUUGCUUGGGGAGGAGUCAAUGUCUCUAACAGUCCAUUUAGAAUUAAUAUUGGUCAAGGGAGUCAUCCACAAAAAGUGAAAGUUUUUGGUCCUGGUGUUGAAAGAACUGGCUUGAAAGCUAAUGAGCCCACUCAUUUUACUGUGGAUUGCACAGAAGCUGGAGAAGGUGAUGUCAGUGUUGGCAUAAAGUGUGAUGCUCGUGUGAUCAGUGACUCUGAGGAGGAUAUAGAGUUUGACAUUAUUACCAAUCCCAAUGAUACUUUCACUGUGAAGUAUACACCACCAGCUGCUGGACGUUACACCAUUAAAGUGUUGUUUGCUGGUCAGGAAAUUCCAGUUGGUUCUUUUCGAGUUAAAGUGGAUCCAUCACAUGAUGCCAGUAAGGUUAAGGCUGAUGGCCCUGGAUUAAAUAAAACUGGAGUGGAACUUGGGAAACCAACACACUUCACUGUAUUUACAAAGGGGGCUGGGAAGGCUCCACUUAAUGCACACUUCAGUGGGCCUGCAAAAGGAGAGGCUGUCCGUGACUUUGAAAUAAUUGACAAUUAUGACUAUUCUCAGACUGUCAAGUAUACACCAACACAGCAGGGUAACAUGGGAAUUGCUGUGACUUAUGGUGGCGAUCCAAUUCCCAAGAGUCCCUUCAACAUUGAUGUAGCAUACCCACUGGACAUGAGCAAGGUCAUGGUUAAUGGUCUUGAAAACAGAGUAGAAGUUGGGAAAGAUCAGCAAUUCGCCAUAAACACCAAGGGAGCCGGGGGGCAGGGUAAUGUGGACGUGAAGAUCUCUAGCCCUUCACAGAAACCCGUGCCCUGUGUAGUGGAGCCAGUUACAAGCAAGGAUGCUUGUGUAGUGAAGUACAUUCCCAAGGAAGAAGGCUUAUACUCUGUAGAUGUGAUGUAUGACCAGAAUCCAAUUGUAGGUAGCCCAUUCACUGUGGAUGCUGCUCUACCUCCAGAUCCCUCCAAGGUAAAAGCUUAUGGUCCAGGCCUCACAAGUGGCCUUGUUGGCAAAUCUGCUGAAUUCACUAUUGACACUAAAGGAGCUGGUACUGGUGGGCUGGGCCUUACUGUAGAGGGCCCAUGUGAAGCUAAGAUUGAGUGCUCUGAUAAUGGGGAUGGGACCUGUUCAGUCUCUUACUUACCAAAUGAAGCUGGUGAAUAUCUUAUCAACAUCUUGUUUGAAGACACUCAUAUUCCAGGUUCUCCAUUCAAAGCAGAUGUGCAGUUACCAUUUGAUCCUUCCAAAGUUGUUGCCUCUGGUCCUGGUUUGGAACGUGGCAAAGUUGGAGAGGCUGCACUAUUUACUGUUGACUGUUCAAAAGCUGGUCCUGGUGAACUGACCGUAGAACCAGUAUCCGAUAAGGGUGUUAAAGCUGAAGCCCACAUUCAGGAUAAUGGUGAUGGUACUCACACUGUCAGCUACAUUCCACUUCAACAUGGUCCCCACAAAAUCGCAGUAAAGUAUGGAGGGCAACCAGUGCCUAAGUUUCCAGCACGGUUACAGGUGGACCCAGCAAUUGAUACUAGUGAUGUUAAAGUAUAUGGACCUGGAAUUGAAGGACGUGGAGUUUUCUGUGAUGCCACAACUAACUUUACAGUAAAUGCAAGUUCACUGACCAAAGUGGGAGGAAACCACAUUAGAGCAAGCAUAGCAAAUCCUUCAGGAGCCAGCACCGAUUGCCUGAUCGGGGACAAGGGGAAUGGAAUAUAUACAGUGGAAUACACACCAUAUGAAAAAGGUGUACACACUGUUGAUGUAACAUAUGAUGAUGCACCAAUUCCAAAUAGUCCAUUCAAGGUAGGGGUCACAGAAGGAUGUGACCCUUCACGUGUCUCAGCGAGUGGACCUGGACUGCAAGAGGGCUUGACCAAUAAAGUGAAUAAAUUCUCUGUUGUAACAAGGGGAGCAGGAACUGGUGGUCUUGGGAUUACUGUUGAAGGACCUUCUGAAGCAAAGAUCUCUUGCAAGGACAACAAAGAUGGUAGCUGCAGUGUUGAAUAUACUCCUUACACUCCUGGUGAAUAUGAUGUGAAUAUUACCUAUGGAGGGCAGCAUAUAACAGGCAGCCCAUUUAAGGUACCAGUCAAAGAUAUUGUGGAUCCAAGCAAAGUGAAAUGUAGUGGACCUGGGCUGAGUUCAGGUGUAAGAGCCAAAGUUCCUCAAUGUUUCACUGUGGAUUGUAGCAAGGCUGGGAAAGCUCCUCUUCAAGUAUCUGUGUUGGGACCAAAAGUUGGUGAGGCACAGCCCCAACCAUGGCACAGUCCUCUGAAAACGAUUACAGACUUCUUUAAAGGAGAGAUCAAGAACGAUGACAGGGAGACAGGCCUAAUUGAGCCUGUUGAAGUCAUUGAUAAUGGUGAUGGCACUCACACAGUCAGCUACACUCCUUCACUUGAAGGGCCAUAUUCUGUUUCAGUGCAGUAUGGAGAUGAAGACAUUCCUCGCAGUCCUUUCAGGGUGAAGGUGCUACCAACUCAUGAUGCCAGCAAAGUGAAAGCCAGUGGGCCCGGCCUCACAUCUGGUGUACCAGCUAGUCUACCAGUAGAAUUUACCAUUGAUGCUAAAGAUGCUGGAGAAGGUCUCCUUUCAGUACACGUAACUGACCAAGAAGGGAAGCCAAAGAAAGCUAAUAUCCACAAUAAUAAUGAUGGCACCUACAAAGUUUCCUACAUACCAGACAAGACUGGACGUUAUACUAUCGUAAUCAAAUAUGGAGGUGAUGAGAUUCCAGCAUCCCCUUACCGAAUCCGUGCAGCAGCUACUGGUGAUGCUAGCAAAUGUACAAUGUCAGGUUCUGGUCUUGGACCUACUGUUCAGUUGGGUGAUGAACUUGGAAUGAAGGUGGAUGCCAAAGCUGCAGGCAAGGGUAAAGUCACCUGCACAAUCUGCACUCCUGAUGGCACUGAAGUGGAGGCAGAUGUUAUUGAAAAUGAUGAUGGAACUUACAACAUCUUCUACACAGCACCAGAAAAAGGAGCAUAUGUUGUUUAUGUCCGCUUUGGAGGAGUGGAUGUUGCCAACAGUCCAUUUAGUGUUGUGGCCACAGAUGAAGUUCCAGUAGUGCCACAGCAGCUGGUGCAACAGCAAUCUCUAAAUGCAUAUCCCCCUGGCUUCCAACCCUGGGUUCUUGAUGGAGCCUACCCACCAGUUGAUGGAUUAGAUGGCGUUGGCUUAAAACCUUUUGAUAUUGUUAUUCCGUUUGCUCUCAGGACAGGGGAAAUCACAGGUGAAGUUCACAUGCCUUCAAACAAAACUGCUAAGCCAGAAAUAAUUGAUAACAAGGAUGGUACUGUGACUGUCAAAUAUGCUCCAACUGAAGCUGGACUACAUGAGAUGCACAUCAAAUACAAUGGCAGUCACAUUCCAGAGAGUCCACUGCAGUUCUUUGUGAAUUAUGGAGGUAGUGGGCAUGUGUCUGCUUAUGGCCCAGGCCUUGUCUAUGGUGUUGUCAACAAACCAGCUACUUUCACAAUUGUGACUGAAGAUGCCGGAGAAGGAGGUUUGGACUUGGCCAUUGAGGGGCCUUCUAAGGCAGAAAUCAGUUGUGUAGAUAAUAAGGAUGGAACCUGCACAGUCUCUUACCUCCCGACCUUGACUGGUGAUUACAGUAUCAUUGUCAAAUACAAUGAGAAACACAUUCCUGGAAGCCCUUUCACUGCCAAAGUUACAGAUGACAGUCGGCGAAGGUCACAAGUUAAGGUUGGUUCAGCUGCUGACAUCUCACUGGACAUCCAUGAAAGUGACCUUAGUUUGCUAUCUGCAAGCAUUAAAUCUCCAUCGGGCCAGGAUGAACCAUGCCUAUUGAAGAGGCUACCAAAUAACCACAUUGGUAUCUCCUUUAUCCCACGGGAAGUCGGUGAACAUCUCGUCAGCAUAAAGAAAAAUGGUAAACAUGUGGCAAAUAGCCCAAUUACCAUUAUGGUUGGCCAGUCUGAGAUUGGUGAUGCCAGCAGAGUGAAGGUUUCUGGACCAGGUUUGAAGGCAGGGCGAACAUUUGAAAUGUCUGACUUCAUUGUGGAUACAAGAGAUGCAGGUUAUGGUGGCCUUGCACUAUCUAUUGAAGGCCCAAGUAAAGUGGACAUUAAUACAGAAGAAACAGAGGAAGGCACCUGCAAAGUUUUCUACUGUCCAACUGAACCAGGCACUUACAUUGUCUACAUCAAGUUUGCAGAUGAGCAUGUGCCAGGGAGUCCAUUUACAGUGAAGGUAACUGGUGAAGGCAGAAUGAGAGAGAGCAUCACUCGUAGAAGGCAGGCUGCAUCAGAGGCAACAGUUGGAAGCAUCUGUGAUCUGAACUUGAAGAUUCCUGAAAUCUCAGUCAGUGACAUGUCUGCUGAAGUGACCAACCCCUCUGGACAGUUGGAUAGAGCGGAGAUCACUGAAAGUGAUAACCAUACUUACUGUGUCAGAUUUGUACCUCGUGAAAUGGGUGUGCACACAGUCAGUGUAAAGUAUCAGAAUAAACAUGUACCAGGCAGUCCAUUCCAAUUCACAGUUGGGCCACUUGGUGAAGGUGGAGCUGUUAAAGUGCGAGCUGGUGGUCCUGGUCUUGAGCAAGGAGAAGUUGGAGUACCAGCUGAAUUCAGUAUCUGGACACGGGAAGCUGGUGCAGGCGGCCUUUCCAUUGCUGUGGAAGGACCUAGCCGGGCAGAGAUUGCAUUUGAAGAUCGAAAAGAUGGAUCCUGUGGUGUGUCUUAUGUUGCACAAGAACCUGGAGAAUACGAGGUGUCGAUCAAGUUUAAUGAUGAAUACAUCCCUGGCAGUCCCUUUAUUGUUCCCAUCAUGGCUUCUUCAGAGGAUGCAAGCAGACUUACUGUUACUAGUCUUCAGGAGUCAGGGUUAAAAGUAAAUCAGCCAGUAUCCUUUGCUGUGAGACUGAAUGGUGCUAGAGGUUUGAUUGAUGCCAAAGUUCAUAGCCCCUCCGGGGCAGUGGAGGAUACCCAUGUGUCUGAAAUUGAACCAGAUAAGUAUGCCAUUCGUUUCAUUCCCCAUGAGAAUGGUGUUCACUCUAUUGAUGUCAAAUUCAAUGGCAGUCACAUCACUGGCAGUCCAUUCAAGGUUCGAGUUGGAGAGCCUGGGCAGACGGGAGACACCAGUCUUGUUUCAGCUUAUGGAUUAGGCCUUGAGAAAGGAACUACAGGUGUCCAAUCUGAAUUCAUUGUUAAAACUGCUAAUGCCAGUCCAGGCUCACUUAGUGUUGCUAUCGAUGGACCAUCCAAGGUAAAAAUGGACUGUCGUGACUGCCCUGAAGGAUACAAGGUUUUGUACACUCCAAUGGCACCAGGAGACUACCAAAUUGGAAUUAAAUAUGGAGGACCAUAUCAUAUUCAGGGUAGUCCUUUCAAGGCAAAAGUAACAGGUGCUCGGUUGAUUAGUGGUGGCAGUACACAUGAAAGCUCUUCCAUUAUGGUAGAAUCUGUGACCAAAUCUACUACUGUUAACUCCUACAGUGCUGUCCCCAAAUUUGCAUCUGACAGCAGUAAAGUGGUGUCCAGUGGUGCAGGCCUCUCUAUGGCCAAUGUAGGUCAGAAGAACUGCUUCUCAGUGGAUUGUAGAAGAGCAGGUUCAAAUGUACUCCUAGUUGGCGUUCAUGGACCCACUAUUCCAUGUGAGGAGGUGUCUGUGAAACACAUUGGAAAUGAGCAGUACAACGUGGCCUAUGUAGUGAAGGAGAGGGGAAACUAUACACUGGUUGUGAAAUGGGGUGAUGAGCAUAUUCCUGGGAGUCCAUUCUGUAUUGCAGUUCCUUAAGCAGGCCACUUUUUAAUCUGGCUACUUCAAAUUCAGCACUCCAGUUUGGUAUCUUGAGUUUUCAGAGGGCACUGCAAUUGCAUGAUGGUUUCUAAAGCUCCAAAAUGGAUGUUUUUUUUCAAGUAUUUGCUGUUGACUCAGCUACUUUUAAAGAAUGGAUUGGGUUAUAGAUUUUGCCGUUCUAUGUAGAAACUGAAGAUUGUAUGGAUUAUAUAUAAAUAUGAACUAAACUGGGUCCAUUGUAAAACUGGAUUAUUUUGGGAUUUUUGCCAGCUGUCAUUUUGGCUAAAGCCAUAAAUAGCUGCUUGAGCUUCAUGGACUUGAAUGCAAUGUAGAAUAAUGGAAUCCCAUUCUGAAAUGGUUAUUUUUUGGAUGUAAUGCUUCACUAUAAUGACGUGGCAGACGGCAUUGCUUGUUAUGCCUUUUUCUAAUUGGGGUGAUUGCGCAGUCUUUUGAAGCUUUUCGUAAGGAAUGUGCAAACUGAUCAAAGGACUUUGAUGAUCUUGUCUAAUUGGAGACUCAGGAACUCUGGCUUCAAAUUUCUGCAAAUGUCCUUGCAUAAACACUGAUCUUAAAUUAUUUGCUGGGGAAAACUGCUGCUGUGGCUGUCUUAUCACCAACUUUUGUUGUCUACUGCAUGCUCCAAUAUCAGUGUCGUCUGAGUAGAAGACUAUAUUUGGAAUAGAUUGGUAGGUACAGUAAGAUUUUUGCAAGCACCUACUAGCAAAUCUGUCCACCUGCCCCCCC